GCCGACAAGGAGUUGCGCUACUGUAUAUAUUGUGGCUCAACUGUUCGCUACAUCACUACUGUUCAGUCCACUGAAUGCGUCCGAUCUUUCUGCUAUUAUCUCGAAAAGUUCUUCGAAAAGGUUAAUAUUUGGUAAAUAACCUAGAAUAAUCCUCAUAAUAUACAAUCAUCACAUCGUUGAUUUGUUAUUUAGCAAGUGUUGAAUUAUUUAUGUAAAUUUCAUGGCUUUUUCACAAUCGAACUCUAGAGAAUUGCAAAAUAGGAAGAUCUUAGAAGAGCUACAGUUGAAAAAGCAGAUGCUAUUAAAGCAAGGAGUUGCACCCACUUUAAAUUCAUCAUUGGGCGUUUCGUCAACCGGUUCUGCGUCAAAUGUACCUGCGAUACAAUCUAAUGAUGGUGUAGCGAUGAAUGCAUCUCAAAGAGCAGCUUUGCACAAUGCACAUGCAGCCUCAUUUGGUUACUUUGUGACGCAGGACUCUUCUUUUGGAAAUCUGAUAUUACCAGUUCUUCCCAGAUUUGAUAGUAAAUGAAUUAUUAUUUGCAAAGAUGGACAAGUGUAUAUAUAAAUAACUAAAUAUUACUAAAGACUGCAUGUAAAUAAUAUUAAUGAAAGAUAA
Cataglyphis hispanica is the source of this 616-nucleotide messenger RNA. RefSeq names its product SOSS complex subunit C homolog. Gene Ontology annotation, biological process: DNA repair. Gene Ontology annotation, cellular component: nucleoplasm; nucleus; SOSS complex. The coding region runs from base 221 to 529 and encodes 102 amino acids. Lineage: Eukaryota; Metazoa; Arthropoda; Insecta; Hymenoptera; Formicidae. The record is from RefSeq and is a predicted model, not a curated record. The transcript is spliced from 3 exons.